AACACUUUAUCCCUCUUUUCUCAAAUAUAUUCACUUCUCUUAACAUCAUUUUAUUACCUUGGAAGUUAGAACCCUCCAUUUUCAACCAUUUUUGCUACAUUUUUCAUGCCUUAGAACACAUAAUACACCAACCAUGAGUCUCAUAAAAUGCAUAUAUCAUCACAAUUGGGCUAAAAUUUCUACAUUAGCACUAAUUUUGACAAUAAAUUGUGUCACAAAAGUCUCAUGUCAAGAUCAAAACAUACUCCCACUUCCAUCAUCAAGUUCAAUAGCAGGACAACUCUGCAUUAGUGAGUGUGGCACUUGCCCUGUCAUAUGCUCAUCAUCACCACCAUCACCACCAUCGCCGCCACCAUCAACCACCACCCCGAUACUGCCAUUGUCGCCUCUGGCUGCACCGCAGCUUCCACCACCACCACCACAUCCACAUCCACCACCCGAAACCAUCCAACCGUUUCUCCCACCACUACUGCCAUUACUUCCACCACCACCCGAACCAAAGGUGUCCCACACACCGCCUCCGCCUCCACCACCACCAACACCGUCAUCGCCAUCGAGUGGACCCCACAAAGGUGGAUAUAAUCAUCCUCCACCUAGCUCACCAGCUGCAUUUCCACUUGUGAUAAAUCCAGCUGGCCCUUCUCCUCCUGUGCCAUACUACUACUUCUAUGAGUCAAGUGCUGCAUUCUCUAUACUUCCUCUGCCAGCUUACCUUUCUGUUAUUGUAAUAUUUGCCUUCAUAUGAUGUGUCUUUUCUAAGUACUUCGUCUGAAAUACUCACACCCGAUUGUGACAUAUUUUGUGUAGAAAAAUAUCACUAUUAAUAGCAAGUAUAACUGGUACAAUUGUUACAUAUUUUAUGUAGAAAAAUGUCACUAUCAGUAGAAAGUAUAAUUAAUGGUGAAAGUAUACUAUAGACAUGUAUGUAGUUGACGUGAUUGGGAACUUUGAUCAUAGUUUUGUAUUAUUUUUCACAUUUUUUGUUUAUAGAAGUGGGAUGAAUGUGUAAUUUACUUCAUUAUGGAGCUAAUAAUUUAUUGAUUGAUGUAAUUUGCUUUCAUCAUGGUGCUUUAGAUUGUGGUGAUAGAAUGUCAAUAAUUAUUAUCCCUCCGUUCUUUUUUGAUCUUCCACGUUACU
Molecule: messenger RNA, 1137 nt
Organism: Amaranthus tricolor (Joseph's coat)
Lineage: Eukaryota; Viridiplantae; Streptophyta; Magnoliopsida; Caryophyllales; Amaranthaceae
Product: leucine-rich repeat extensin-like protein 3
Exons: 1
Coding region: 134-745 (203 amino acids)
Source: RefSeq, a predicted model, not a curated record